Messenger RNA from Archocentrus centrarchus (flier cichlid), 774 nucleotides. RefSeq names its product low affinity immunoglobulin gamma Fc region receptor II-like. Gene Ontology annotation, molecular function: transmembrane signaling receptor activity. Lineage: Eukaryota; Metazoa; Chordata; Actinopteri; Cichliformes; Cichlidae. Gene Ontology annotation, biological process: immune response; cell surface receptor signaling pathway. Gene Ontology annotation, cellular component: external side of plasma membrane. The transcript has 5 exons. The coding region runs from base 1 to 774 and encodes 257 amino acids. The record is from RefSeq and is a predicted model, not a curated record.
AUGUAUCUCCACGACCUUCUUCCUUUGUUUGUCGACCACUAUGAUGUGCAGAUGGUUAGCGACCAGAAGUUUGUCUGCCAUCUGAGGGUGGAUCCCAGCAGCUCUCAGCUCUUUAAAGAUCAGUUUGUGUCUCUGAGCUGUGAGGAGGACGACAGCUCUGCUGGAUGGACUCUGAGGAGAAACACAACCAAAAAACAGAGGACUCGGUGUGGAGCUGGGUUUGGAAAACCUGCUCGUUCUUCAUGUACCAUCAGCUACAUCGACCCACUGGACAGUGGAGUUUACUGGUGUGAGUCCAGAGAGGGUGCCAUCAGUAACAUGGUUAAGCUCACAGUCUCUGGUGGAUCAGUGAUCCUGCAGAGUCCUGUCCUCCCUGUGAUGGAGGGAGAUGACGUCACUCUGCUCUGUCAAACAGAGACCACUCCCUCCAACCUCCCAGCUGCUUUCUAUAAAGAUGGCUCCCUCAUCAGGAAGCAGCCUACAGGUCACAUGACCAUCCAGCAUGUUUCCAGGUCUGAUGAAGGCCUCUACAAGUGUGACAUCAGCGGUCAUGGAGAGUCUCCAUCCUCUGUAUCAUGGUUCUACUGGUGUUACUGGUUCUCCUACAGAGAUGUGUUUGUAAAGAACCUGAAGCAUCAGAGCCUAUUUCUGGGAAAUGUGCCUACAUCAGUGGGGAAAAUCCUGCGCGUUUGCGUGAAGCAUUUCAAGGACGAGUUCUUCAGCAGCCUCCGCCAGUAUGAAGAGGGAUUUGCCGAAAAAACUUCCUCUGAUUGA